ACAGUUUAAUAUUUAUAUUUGUGUUUUUAAGUUUUUGCUUCAAUUUGUAAGAGAUGUCGAAACUAAGGAUAUGUGUGAUAGGUGCCGGACCGUCUGGUUUGUCAACUCUGUUUCAUUUCGCUAAAAUGGAGGAGAUGCCGGAAAUUGUUUGCUACGAGAAACAGCGCACAUGGAUGGGUUUAUGGAACGUUUCUUGGAAAACAGGUCUGGACGAGAACGGAGAACCUAUUCAUUCAAGUCAAUACCAUCAUAUGUGGUGUAAUGGUCCAUAUGAGGCAUAUCAGUACCCAGAUUAUCCGUUCGAGCAGCACUUUGGUCAACAAACCCCGUCAUUUCCACCCGGUGCCGCGAUGAAAGACUAUCUCGAAGGUCGUUUUAAUAAAGCGGUUGCACAUGGAAGAAACCUUAGAGACUAUAUACACUUUAAUACUGCUGUCCGAUAUGUAAAAUACAAUGACGACAAAGAUAACUUUACCGUCAUUGUCAACGAUUAUAACACAGGCAAGACACUAGAAGAAACAUUUACACAUAUAAUUGUGGCUUCCGGAAUCUUUGGUUUUCCUAAUCUGCCGGAAUUUCCUGGAAUGGAACAGUUUAAUGGUCGUAUUUUACAUUCACACGACUUUCGAAAUCCAAGGGAAUUUUCUGGACAAAGGGUGCUGUUGAUCGGAGCUGGGUAUACCGGCGAAGAUAUUGUUCUACAAUGCUUGAAAUUUGGCGCGAAGCAUGUGACUAUGGCAUACAGAACAAGGGCAAAAGGAGACACCUGCAUUAUGCCAGAGGGUGUAGAAGAAAGACCAAUGGUUGAACGCUUUGAUUCGAAUAAAGCAUACUUCAAAGAUGGGACCUCUGCUGAAAUUGACUAUGUAAUAUUAACUACAGGGUACAGGAAUUAUUUUCCUUUCCUGGAAGACAGAUUUAGAAUACCGGAGGAGACACACCUUUAUCCUGAAGGGCUGUACAAAGCAACAUUGUUUUAUAAGGAGGGAAACAAUCGUUUGUUUUAUAUAGGUGCUCUUGAACAGUUCAACACAAUUAUAUAUUUCGAAGUUAUGGCAAGCUGGACUAGCAGAUACAUUAUGGGUCAAUUGGAAGAUGAACCAAAGGAAAAGAAAGAGAUGCAAGCCGAUAGUCAACAAUGGAUUAAACGGGCAAAUGCCUGCACUUCCGAAUCACAAGUGAUUCAUUUCCAAACUGAAUUAAUAGCACACCUGGGUGAAUUAUCAGGAUACCAUAGUAAUAUUGAGAAAAAUGAAGAAGUUCUCAAUAAGAUGGUCAAAGACAGAAAGGAGUUUGGACUUGCAAAAUACAGGGAUCAAUGUCAUGCAAGCACACAUACUGGUACAAUAGACCCGAAACAAAAUACUCCAUUUAUGCUAAACUAUGACGAUAGCAUUGAGGCAUUUUUGAAAUGCAAAUAGAACAAAUAACUAAAAAUGUGAUAUUCACGCUUAUUUACUUCUGUCCUACAUAAUUUUGAAGGGAAAAAAUAUUGGGUCAAACUUUUAGUUAUUUUAUUAUACUCUUUAUGUAUUCGGAGCACGUAAGUAUAUACAUGCAUUUUCAGUGUCAAAUCUAUAUCUUGAUGUAUAAAUUUAAUUAUCACAUUAUAGUAGUGAAUAAAGAAAGAGUACAAAGACAUAUGACGGAAAUUGAAACAAUACUGUUUGUCCCUUUAACAUAUAUAGAAACAAAGGACCAACUGGAAGGCGCUGGACAGAAUAGAACGGGGCACGAUAUAAAGAGGCAAAUUACAGGAUACUAAUUCAUCCAAAGUUAACAGUUAUUGCACCCGUUUGUCUUUAAACUCGUAUGAAAAUAUUGUUUACAUUAAAUCUUUCAAUCAAUUAAUGUGGAGGAGGUCAUGAAAACUCACCCGAUCAAUCAAAGAAUAUAAUUAUAUAGCAAACAGAAUGAUAAGCGUUUUGAUGGAGACGGGCAUAAUAACUAAGUGCAAUGACUUUGAAACAUUUAUCAUUUUGCUGAAGAAGCCUUUAUUGUUAUAAUUUUUAAGCCAUUCUUAUUUAGUGCUCGCCAUUUUUUAAGCCAAUCACCGACGAGGAUUUUUCAAAUUUUCAAGUUACAAAUCUUAAUAGAACAGCUUUUAUAUAAACUGGACGUUUUAUAUUAUAAAACGCAAGUGGGCGGAUCACUAAGCCGGUUUGAGUGCAUAUUGGAUGUUCUUCGUAAAUAAGAAAGCUACAGUCACUUCGCAAGCUCCGCUCCUUUUUAGCUUUCUUAUUUACGAAGACAUCCAAUAUGCACUCUAACCUAUACUUGUUUUGAUUAGCUGUGACGUAUUUAUUAAAGAGAAUUCGUAUUUAUAUGCGAAGCCUACUAAUACUUAAUCCGUUUUGCAAGAUUCAUACAUUCAAGCAACCACGAAACUGUCCUAUAUUUAAGUACAAACAAGUCAGUCACAAACAAACCCACAAAAAAAACACACAAAAAAAACAACAACAACAAACCAACAAAAACAAAACAAGCAUUCUUAACUUUUUUGUUCUUUGUCUUAGCCAUUGUAAUAUUAUGUCAUUUCAUAUUUUCAAGUUGUACAUAAAAUGCAUAACCUAUUUCUGUCUUGUU
Molecule: messenger RNA, 2586 nt
Organism: Ruditapes philippinarum (Manila clam)
Lineage: Eukaryota; Metazoa; Mollusca; Bivalvia; Venerida; Veneridae
Product: trimethylamine monooxygenase-like
Exons: 4
Coding region: 54-1421 (455 amino acids)
Molecular function (GO): flavin adenine dinucleotide binding; N,N-dimethylaniline monooxygenase activity; NADP binding
Source: RefSeq, a predicted model, not a curated record